AAGUAAAAUCGAAUAUCCCGCCGACAACGAUGCUGGACGCAAGGGAAAUGGUGCCCUUGCUGGCCAUCCUCAAUGAAGAUGAGAAGUCCCUCGAGGCUGUCGUGUCCCUGUUCCUGCGGUCGUUCACGAAAAACGACCACUUUAAGGUGGGCUGCAUGAUCUGCUUGCUCGUGGUCGACAACCUGCUGACGAACGCACAACGCAUCGUGGGCUUUACGAUCCUGAGCGAAGUGUUUCGCAACGAAAACAACACCAACCCGUUCUUCCCAUGCCUCGUGGAAGCGGUGGACGCGCCGCUGGUCGACCCCGCGGAGAAGCGGUUCCUCCUCCACCUUCUCUCUCGUAUGAGUUUGAGCGGUAACUCUUCCGAACCGAGCAAGAAGCACAUGAACGCCAAGCAGGUGCUGAAUUUCUUCCGCAAUGAACCCAAGGCGGCGUCCAUCAACCUCGACCUGGACAAGCAACUGUACGUCGAGAAAACCCCCCGUGUUCCCGAACGCCGCGCCCAAGGCGUUCGCGGUGUGUUGUCCCAUUCACCGCUGGAAUUCCAGGAACAUGGCAACCACAACCUCCUCCUCGCGCCGUCCGACAUCAGCGCCGUCAACACGGACGACGAGGCGCCGCUGAACGUUCAGGACCUGCAUCUCGACACGUGCACCAUGCUGAGCGUCGACCCGUCGUUCGUGCGGCCUCCUCCGAGCAUCCUCGAGCCCGACGUGACCGAAUUCAUGUGGCUGAACCCAGAUUACUGCCCCACGUUGCUGUGGGACACUGCCAUGUACGAAGAAGUGGACGUCGACUGCGGGCGCGAGUUGCGGGACCUCAUGUCCAAGGCCUUCCACGGUCCGUUGGUGCCGUCGCAGCAGCAAAAGGUACUGGCCGACUUGGACGCGGACCCGAAGCUCGUGUACUCGUGCCAGCUGACGCCGACGCGGCUGCCCGACCUGGUCGAGAACAACCCGAUGAUCGCGAUCGAGUGUCUGCUCAAGCUCAUGUCGUCGAACCAGAUCACCGAGUACUUGUCGGCGUUGGUGAAUAUGGACAUGUCAUUGCAUUCGAUGGAGGUGGUGAACCGGCUGACCACGGCGGUGGAGCUACCGACUGAGUUCAUCCACUUGUACAUAUCCAACUGCAUCUCAUCGUGUGAGAACAUCAAGGACAAGUACAUGCAGAGCCGCCUCGUGCGCCUCGUGUGUGUCUUCUUGCAGUCGCUUAUCCGCAACAAGAUCAUCAAUGUGCAGGUACAUAUCACUAACAUUUGACGACCAACCUCGGAUCCCGUUUUGUUAGGACUUAAUUAUUGAAGUACAAGCGUUUUGCAUCGAGUUUAGCCGGAUUCGAGAAGCGGCGGGGCUGUUUCGGUUGUUGAAAACGUUGGAGUGAUAGGAAUACAAAAAAAAGUGCCAAACAACGUCAUAUAUCUCGUGGUUGUCUUAUGCAUGAGGAUGUGCCGCCGUGGCCUUGGUGCUCUCCUCCAGGUACAAGCGCAUGGCAAAGAGGCCGUCGGGGGUGAACUCGUCGGCGCGCGCGAUGAUGUCGGACGCGGACAUGACGAGCACUUGCGACACUUCUUCGGGCUGCAACGUCAAUGCGCCGUCGUAUACGCACUCGAACAUGCCGCCCCACACAACCGUACUUGCAUCCUACGAUCAAAGAUAUGUUGGCGAAGGUGAUGAGCAUAGAACGAGGGAUGGAUGCAUCGAGACUUGGUAGAAGAACGUGCACACAAACGUUAGCGGGACGCCUGACACGCCCAUCUCCUCUUUGACUUCACGAAGCGCAUUGUCUUCGUAACUUUCGCCGGCUUGCACGACACCACCGGCCAUCGGGUCGAGGAAUCCAGGGCAGUAGUCCUUGAUCAACGUCCGCCGCUGCACGUAAAAGUCCCCCCUACCGACGAGCAUUGGUGAGCCACACCCGCGCAAAUCAAGCUGGUUUCGCACGCGCUGUUUCGAAU
This is a messenger RNA of Aphanomyces astaci, 1957 nucleotides long. RefSeq lists its product as hypothetical. Gene Ontology annotation, cellular component: CCR4-NOT complex. Gene Ontology annotation, biological process: negative regulation of translation; mRNA catabolic process. The record is from RefSeq and is a predicted model, not a curated record. The transcript has 3 exons. Lineage: Eukaryota; Oomycota; Saprolegniomycetes; Saprolegniales; Verrucalvaceae. Bases 30 to 1262 code for a protein of 410 amino acids.